AUGGCUUCAUCAGAACUUAAGGAGUUGAGAGAACAGUUUAAAGACCUUCUUAACAAGGGCUUCAUUAGGCCGAGUGUUUCACCGUGGGGUGCCCCGGUCCUGUUUGUCAAGAAAAAAGAUGGGUCUCUCAGAAUGUGCAUCGACUAUCGGCAGUUAAAUAAAGUUACCACUAAGAACAAGUACUCGCUGCGAAUAAUUGAUAAUUUAUUUGAUCAACUUCAGGGUGCUAAGUACUUUUUAAAGAUAGACUCGUCGAGGUACCACCAAUCGAGAAUAAGAGAAGAGGAUAUAUCUAAAACAGCCUUUAGGAAUCGCCACGGGCACUAUGAAUUUCUAGUAAUGUCCUUCAGGUUAACGAAUGCUCCGGUCGCAUUCAUGGACCUCAUGAACAAAGUUUCCGAGCCAUUCCUUGAUACCUUUAUUAUCGUGCUUAUAGACGAUAUUUUGGUAUACCGUAAGAGCAAGGAAGAGCACGCAGAACACCUCAGGAUAGACUUGUAG
Nicotiana tabacum (common tobacco) is the source of this 501-nucleotide messenger RNA. NCBI's taxonomy places the organism in Eukaryota, Viridiplantae, Streptophyta, Magnoliopsida, Solanales, Solanaceae. The record is from RefSeq and is a predicted model, not a curated record.